Messenger RNA from Prosopis cineraria, 1011 nucleotides. RefSeq lists its product as uncharacterized. The record is from RefSeq and is a predicted model, not a curated record. Lineage: Eukaryota; Viridiplantae; Streptophyta; Magnoliopsida; Fabales; Fabaceae. The coding region runs from base 1 to 1011 and encodes 336 amino acids. The transcript has 5 exons.
AUGUGCAUAGUGGUGUUUCUCUGGCAAGCCCACCCACUUUACCCUUUGAUCCUUUUGAACAACAGAGACGAGUACCACAACAGGGCGACGAAGGCAGCGUCAUGGUGGGAAGGCAACGGAGCAGAGAUACUAGGGGGGCGAGACGAGGUGAGAGGAGGGACAUGGCUGGCUUGUUCCAGAGAUGGAAGAGUUGCCUUUCUCACUAACGUCUUGGAAUCUCAUACUCUUCCUCAUGCUAGAACCCGGGGCGACCUCCCACUCCUAUUUCUCAAGAGUGCAAAGAGUCCAAGAGAAUUUGCGGAAGGACUGACGACAGAAGGAGAAUAUUACAGGGGAUUCAAUUUAGUGGUGGUUGACAUAGAGUCGAGAACCAUGGUUUACAUGAGCAACAGGGGACCAAAAGCACAAGGUGAGAGCUUCCAUGUACAGGAAGUGAGGCCAGGCCUUCAUGUUGUUUCCAAUGCAAGCUUGAACUCGCCUUGGCACAAGGCUGAGCGGCUUCGUGGGUUGUUCCAACAAGAGAUGGCCAAGUUUAGUGAUAAAGCCAUUGCUCUUGACCGCAUUGCUGGUGCUAUCAUGAAGGACUCUGUGAAAGCCCCACCUGCCCUUCUCCCUCGCAUAUGCUCUCCUGAUUGGGAACUUUCCUUGAGCUCCAUCUUCGUCCACGUCCACACCCCCUUGGGUGUUUAUGGAACUCGGAGUAUCACUGCGUUGAGUGUGACAUGGAGCGGUGAAGUGAGAUUUUAUGAGCUGUAUUUGGAGGUGGAUAGCACUAAUGCGUGGAAGGACCAUCUUUUCACUUUCAAUAUCCAACAGCAACUGCAUCUCCACAAGCAGUUUCAUUAUCCUUGGCAGAGACACAUGAUGAAGAAAGCAAAGGACAACUGGUGUGCUUCAAAAGUAAAUAUUCCCAACUCUAAGACAUGUGCGAAAGAGGACUGCAAUAUUCAUGCUGCCUUUUUGUGUAUUGCUAAGACUGCUCUAGCUACUGAGCAAGGGCAGGAUAUGUAA